Aethina tumida (small hive beetle) is the source of this 1475-nucleotide messenger RNA. Its product is annotated as serine/arginine-rich splicing factor 5-like. The coding region runs from base 275 to 1402 and encodes 375 amino acids. Gene Ontology annotation, molecular function: mRNA binding. The record is from RefSeq and is a predicted model, not a curated record. The transcript is spliced from 2 exons. Gene Ontology annotation, cellular component: ribonucleoprotein complex; cytoplasm; nucleus. Lineage: Eukaryota; Metazoa; Arthropoda; Insecta; Coleoptera; Nitidulidae.
UACAAAAAACAAUUUCAAUAAUAUUUGUUAAAAACUAUGCAUUAUAAUUGAGUAGCAUCACGUUAAUUAUAUUUGCAAUAAUAUAAUCAUUUAUCCUACGUUUUUUGUAAUUUUGGUGUGUUAAAAUGCUUCCUAAGGUAUAAUUUGAAGCAUAAAAUGGUGUUACUCGAUUGCAUUGAAUGAAAACAACACCAGCCACUUGAAGUAACUAGUACAAAACAGUAUAUUUUGCUUUUACUUUCUUUUUAUAUAAUUUGAACAACAAAUCUGAAUCAUGACAGGAACCAGAUUGUACUUGGGUAAUCUGCCUUACGACACAACGAAGCGUGACUUGGAGAGCUUUUUCAAAGGCUACGGACGCAUCGAAGAGAUACUUCUGAAGAACGGUUAUGGUUUCAUUGAGUUCGACGAUCCACGUGAUGCUGAGGACGCAGUUUACGACUUGGAUGGUAAAAAACUGCUUGGUAAGAGAGUCACUGUUGAGAUGGCCAAGGGUAAACCGAGAGGGAGAGACAGAACAGUCGGCACCUCGAGUGGGAACCGUGGUCGUGGUAAGAAACCACUUCGUACCAAUUACAGAGUGUUGAUCGACAAUCUGUCGUCCAGGAUAAGCUGGCAGGAUCUGAAGGAUCACAUGAGAGAAGCCGGUGAGGUUACAUACGCCGAUGCACACAGACCUUACGUAAACGAAGCCGAGGUUGAAUUCGCCACUUACGAUGACAUGAAACGUGCCAUCAAAAUGUUCGACGGUUACAGCCUCAACGGCCGUAAAAUUACAAUGAAGGAGGAUCCGGAAACGAGACGCAAAAGGACACCGUCUAGGCACAGAUCGUACUCCAGAUCAGAGUCUAGGUCUAGAUCUAGAUCUCGGUCACGUGGUUCCAGAGGGAACGGGGAUAGAAGUAGAUCUCGCAGUUAUUCUAAAUCCAAAACCGGAGGUAGAAAAUCUCCUUCCUAUGGUGAUGACAGGCGUAGGUCGCCGAGCUACGAUGACUCAAGGUUAAACGAUACCACCAGGACUUCAAAAAGUCGAUCCAGGGACCGUUCCGACUUAAACGAUUCUAAAAUAAGCAGAGGUUCCAGUCCCGGCAGAAGUUCUCGUUCGCGUUCUCCUGAAAAGAAACGUCGCGACUCUCGAUCCAAGUCGCGUUCAGUUGAAAGAAACGGCAAUUCCACAUCUCGUUCUAGGUCACGUUCGAAACGGAAUGGAAAUAGUCGUUCACCCAGCUAUACUGAUGCUUCCAGAUUGGACGAUACAGGCGCUAGUAGGUUGUCGAGAAGUCGUUCACGAUCGUCUAGGGGGUCUGUGAAGAGGUCUAUUUCCAGGUCGCCAGCCAGAAAUUCGAAGAGAACCAAAACUGAUGAAAAUAGGUCGAGAUCCGAUUCGCGAGAUAGAGAUUAAUUAGGACAUUGUUUGGAUUAAAAUUUUUGUGUAAUAUGGAACAUAUUGAAUUCAAUAAACAAUUUGAGACUUA